Molecule: messenger RNA, 414 nt
Organism: Asparagus officinalis (garden asparagus)
Lineage: Eukaryota; Viridiplantae; Streptophyta; Magnoliopsida; Asparagales; Asparagaceae
Exons: 2
Coding region: 1-414 (137 amino acids)
Source: RefSeq, a predicted model, not a curated record
AUGGCUAACAUGACCUCAGUAUCUUCGAUAGAGAAUCAGGAAAAUGAUCAAUUACUUUUGUUUGAUAAUCCAUCAAGUCGACAGCUCGGUAUACAAUGGGAACACCAUUUUGAACAACGCAAACCCCGUACUGAUGACAAGGUGAUUCAGGCGCACCAGCUCAAGAUGAAACCAACUAAGCCAUUCUUAGGAAUGGCUAGUGGUAAAUUUCUCGGGUUCGUGGUCAUGGCUAACGGAAUUCGUUUGGACCCAGAUGAAGUCAAGGCCAUCCAAGAGCUACCACCUCCUAGGAAUCUUAAGGAGCUUCGAGGCUUACAAGGACGAUUGGCAUAUAUUCGCAGGUUCAUUAAUAACCUAUCCAGGAAAUGCCAAUCAUUCUCAAAACUAAUAAAGAAAGGAGUAUCCUUUAUGUGA